GGGGCGGUGCGGAGGGUGCGGGGAAGCGCCGGUGCGGCGCCGCGCUGCCCCCGUGUGCAGCCACCCGCGGCCGUGCGUGAAGUGCGGGGAUGGCCCCGCCGCCGUCGUCAUCCGAAUCGGGGAUGCGUUUUGUCGCUCCUGUUUCCGUGAGUACUUUGUGCACAAGUUCCGUGCCAUGCUGGGCAAGAACCGUGUCAUCUUCCCAGGAGAAAAGGUUCUGCUGGCACUGUCGGGCGGGAUGGCCUCCAGUGCCAUGCUGCGACAGGUGCAGGAGGGGCUGAGCCGUGAGACGGCCAAGCGGCUGCGCUUCGUGCCUGGCCUCAUCUACAUCGACGAGGGAGCGGUGUGCGGGCAGAGCCUGGUGCAACGGGAGCAAACUCUGACCUGCAUGGAGGCCUUGCUGCAGGAAACCGGCUUCCCCUACUACCUGGCCUCCCUGGAGCAGGCCUUGGAGCUGCCUGGCUCAAUCCUGCAGCGGGGUCCUGGUGGGGACAGUGAGCCAAGCCCUUCUUACAAGGCGGCUGUAGAGGGUUUCAUCCAGCAGCAGCGGCAGGAGGAGGCCAGUGGAGAUGGUGGCACCUCGCCCACGGGGUUCAGCACCCAGGAUGGUCCCACAGGGGACUCCCAUGCCUGCCUGCCUGCAGCUGCCCGCACUGAGGAGCUGCUGCGGCUCUUUGAUGCAGCAGAGACGCUGACGGCAAAGGAGGAGCUGCUGCAGAUGCUGCGGAGCCACCUCCUCCUGCACACUGCCCGCACGCAGGGUUACACCAAGGUGAUGACAGGCGAGAGCUGCACCCGUGUGGCCAUCAAGCUGCUCACCAAUCUGGCACUGGGACGCGGCGCCUUCCUCGCUGUGGACACAGGCUUUGUGGACAGCCGACACGGUGACGUGACAGUGGUGCGUCCCAUGCGGGACUACACGGCCAAGGAGAUUGCAUUCUACAACCACUUCUUUGGCGUCCCCACCAUCAUCACACCACCCCUCCACACCAAGCGCCGAGAGAAGACCAGCAUCCACCGCCUGAUGGAGAACUUCCUGCUGGGGUUGCAGGUGGAUUUCCCCUCCACCAUCAGCACCGUGUACCGGACAGGUGAGAAGCUGAGCGUGGCUCCAGCAGAAGCAAACAGCGAAGUGCAGCGUUGCCUGCUCUGCCUCUGCGCCCUGGACAUCGCUGGGGAGGAGGAGCUGGCCUUAGAGCCCACGCUGGUGAAGGAGGAGACAGGGAACAGGGCUGAGAGCAGAGCUGCCUUCAUCCCACUGCUGUGCUACGGCUGCCGCCUGACGUUCAAGGAAAUGGGCCCCCCAGCCACGCUGCCACCCUACGUGCGCACCGAAGCUCAGCGCAGGAACUGCAGGGCUCUGAUGAAGCAGCAGAUCCAGGAAUUCCUGCUGGAGGAUGAGGAAGAGGAACCUGGCGGGAGCUGACAGUGCAGGGCACAGCUGUGGGGCAGGAGGGUCCUAUUAGGGUGAGGGAAUCUGGAGUCACUGGGCCACCUGUGGUGAUACCUGGCAUGCAGGCAGCUGCUUUUACACCAGAUUCAAAUGAUCCAGUACCAGCAGGGGGUCAGGGGAGACCCCCCUCCAAGUGCCCAUGCAGGGGGUGCUGAUACCCACAGGCAUCACAUCCCUGCUCCCGCCCCACUGCUGGGGAAGCUGGGGUGGCCUCAGCUUUAUUUUAUUAGAUAUCUGUAUAAAUAAACCAUUUGAAUUAAAAA
Molecule: messenger RNA, 1716 nt
Organism: Lagopus leucura (white-tailed ptarmigan)
Lineage: Eukaryota; Metazoa; Chordata; Aves; Galliformes; Phasianidae
Gene: CTU2
Product: cytosolic thiouridylase subunit 2
Exons: 15
Coding region: 176-1426 (416 amino acids)
Biological process (GO): tRNA wobble position uridine thiolation
Cellular component (GO): cytosol
Molecular function (GO): tRNA binding; sulfurtransferase activity
Source: RefSeq, a predicted model, not a curated record